CCCUCGCAGCAUUGGCUAGCAUCAGAUGCGAGUCUAUAUCGGAAGCAGCUCAGGUGGUGAGAAAAAAAAUGUCUGUCUCAUCUUAAUACAACAAAAACAGCUUUACCAUGCAGGGCUAAAAUGUCUCAAAUGAUAGGCCUAUGGGUCUUUCGUUCGACCUAAUCGAUGCCUUUUUCGGCAGUGAAUUGGGGGAUGCUUGGCAAACCGUAAUUUCUGUCCCGGGAUAAAAUUGCUGCCGCGGCACACACGUCUCAGAUAAACCCGGGCUCUCAAGCGGACUCUGAACAUGGCCACCAUGAGGAUAUUAACAGCUGCCGGACUGUUCUUGGCCUUCUGUGCUCUGGGACUGUUGACAAUGGCCAUAAGCACGGACUACUGGUAUGAGACUGAUGCGAGGCGGCACAGAGAAAGAUGCAAAAAAUACGCCAGUAAAAGGAUUGACCCUGGAUAUAUUUAUAUUUCAAAUCAAAACCUUCCUUUACGGAUGCAUCCAAAUGGAAAUGUUGUUGAAAGGACGAAGACCACUGAUGGGGCUCUUUUGCGGGUUAGACGGGAAUCUAUAGCUCCAGCUGCGGGCAUAGAAUCCCGCUGUAGUCGGCGUUUUAACUCGACUGUAACCGGAUUGUGGAGAAAGUGUCACCGGGCAGGUUUCGAUGUAGAAAAUGAGGAAUUGAUAUUCAAAGGUUUACUUCAGCGCUGCAUUCCAGUGAAGUACUACUACUCCUCAGCAACUAUUCCUCGUGACCUGCCCAUCAAUAUCACCAAGACAAUACGCCAAGAUGAGUGGCAUGCUCUGCACUUGCAGAGAAUGACUGCUGGCUUCAUAGGAAUGGCUGUCUCGAUCAUUCUGUUUGGCUGGAUGGUAGGACUCCUGGGUUGCUGCAACCAAAAUGAGCUGAUGCAGUAUGUAGCUGGCCUGUUGUUCUUAAUGGGAGGAACCUGCUGCAUCAUCUCCCUGUGCACAUGUGUGGCCGGCAUUAACUUCCAGCUCUCGCGCUACCCCCGCUACGUGUACGGGCUGCCCGAGGACAUCAGCCACGGCUACGGCUGGUCCAUGUUCAGCGCCUGGGGGGGACUGGGCCUCACCCUGCUGGCCGGCUUCCUCUGCACACUGGCCCCCUCCCUGCACACGCCCCAGAGCACAGUCACGCACAAGCCGCGGCAGGAGAAUGGCAUCGUGUGACAGGCGGAGGGGCAACCCCGAGCACCAGGGCCCCGCGCUCAUCCCCACUGCUUACAAAACAAAGAAGAACCCCCCCUUCCCCCCUGAGCAGGAGAGGAACACUGAAAGGCCCACUUUCACCCACUCAGACUUGGAGAGCCCCAUGUGGACUAGAGGAGAACAUGGGCGCUGGGUCCACUGAGACCCGUUUUUGGCAAAGUGAUGUUUUACUGAAGAUGUUCUGUGUUAUAAUGGUGCUCUUUCUCUGUGCCCCCCAGACGCCCUCUGGUUCACUCUUUCUUCAAAUCAUCUGUUCUUUAUUUGUCUCCUUUGUCUCAGAGGAUAUCAAGCAGGGAGCUGUUUUAGAAAUUGGCAGGUUAGGUUUUUAGUUAGGUGCUUUUUUUAUUUGUCUUUAUGUUGCCUGUUGUAUAAACAAACAAAAAAAAUCUCUCAAAUGUCUUCCUGUAUCGUCAUAUCAUUUGUUGUACACUUUAAAAUGACUGGACGAAAACAAUUAAGAGCACAAAAGGAUACAUGAGACUGAAAGGAGCGAAGUAUACAUCAUGAGUACAUACUUGUCCGUUCAUUUCUAAUGCAGUAUGUGUAAAUGUAACCCUGUUUCUCUGAUCGUUUGUUUUUAGAGUAAAUGUACAGUAUUGUGAUGCAGGGUCAGGAAUGGUUGUGAUGGCACAAACCCAUGUUUGAAAGAUAACAAGAAUAAAUCAAGAUCUUUAAUAGAAAA
Alosa alosa (allis shad) is the source of this 1904-nucleotide messenger RNA. Its product is annotated as transmembrane protein 178B-like. The record is from RefSeq and is a predicted model, not a curated record. Gene Ontology annotation, cellular component: membrane. The transcript has 4 exons. The coding region runs from base 287 to 1183 and encodes 298 amino acids. Lineage: Eukaryota; Metazoa; Chordata; Actinopteri; Clupeiformes; Clupeidae.